AUGCCACUAAAGGAACUAGUUAGCCAGUUUAGUUUUACCAGAGUAUUGAAAAGUGACUCUCAAACUAAAACAAUUUCUAUACUAGGUAAAAUAGAUAACAAGGAUGCAAUUGUAACCAUUGAGAAAUCCCAUUUUAAUACUGGCUCAGAUCUUGACUUGCAGAAAUUAAUCACUGAGUUAUCUUUAAUCAAUUCCAAUGAUGUCUACUAUUGGUCAACAGCAACUUUAUUCCAGGAGGUGUUGGAAUUGCCCGGUGCAAAAUUGAACUUGAUUUAUCCAGCUACGGAAACUCACAUUAGAAAAUACGAUGAUCAAAAAUUGCAUUAUGUCAGAGAGACACCAGAAAUGUACCAAAAAUAUGUUAUUCCCUAUAUUGAAACUAUGAAAGGUGAUAGAUUGAAAUGGGUUUACAAUAUAUUGUUUGAGGGAAAGGAAAGUGAAACAUUUGUAUAUCAUGAUAAGUCUCCCACAGGAUUUGUGUUGUUGCCCGAUAUGAAAUGGGAUGGGAAAAAUUUGGAUACAUUGUAUUUAUGUUGUAUUGUUAACAGACUAGACAUAUCUUGUGUGAGAGAUUUGAAUGAUAGUCACAUUGACUAUUUGACUAAUUUGCAAAAAAUUGUGAAAGAAGUUACAGUUAACAAGUAUGGAAUUAAGCCUGACCAAUUGAGAGUAUUUUUACACUAUCAACCAUCGUAUUAUCAUUUUCAUUUACACAUUGUAAAUGUGCAGCAUCCUGGAUUAGGAGAUGGUAUAGCUAUUGGGAAAGCUAUAUUGCUAGAUGAUGCUAUAGAUAACUUGAAAUUGGAUGGACAGUAUUACACCAAAAAAACCAUUGGCUUUGUAUUGGGUGAAAACCAUGGAUUAUGGCAAAUUGAAGGUUAUAGAGAUUUACAUUUUAAGCAAAACUAA
Molecule: messenger RNA, 909 nt
Organism: Candida albicans SC5314
Lineage: Eukaryota; Fungi; Ascomycota; Pichiomycetes; Serinales; Debaryomycetaceae
Product: 5'-(N(7)-methyl 5'-triphosphoguanosine)-(mRNA) diphosphatase
Exons: 1
Coding region: 1-909 (302 amino acids)
Biological process (GO): deadenylation-dependent decapping of nuclear-transcribed mRNA
Cellular component (GO): nucleus; P-body
Molecular function (GO): RNA 7-methylguanosine cap binding; hydrolase activity
Source: RefSeq, a predicted model, not a curated record